Messenger RNA from Kogia breviceps (pygmy sperm whale), 3434 nucleotides. Lineage: Eukaryota; Metazoa; Chordata; Mammalia; Artiodactyla; Physeteridae. The record is from RefSeq and is a predicted model, not a curated record.
GGAGGGCAAGGGGAAAGCAGGUGUGGCUGUGAAGUGUGCAGGGACCGGGGUGGACAGGCCUUGUAGGCUGCGGGGUGUUGGGUACAUAGGGCAGAGAAAGAUGAGGUUGGGCCUGAUUGGGGACGGCCUGCUGGCCAUGCUGAGGAGUCUAGAUGUUAUCCUCUUGGCUCUAGCAAGCAUAGGGGGUUUGAAGCAUGGCAGGGAUAUGAUUAGCACUGUGUUCUAGAAAGAUGCCCCUGGCUGUCGUGUGAGGGUUAGGCCCAACUGAGUUUGGAGGUAAGUUUGGAGAGGAAGUGGCUGCAGUGACUAAAGUGAGAAACACAGGGAAACAGUGUUGUGUGGAGCUUGUGGCAGCUACUGAAAUUCAGCAAAGAGCCUGGCACACAAAAGGACUUUGGUAAAAGGCUUGAACUUUGCUGAGAAGAUGGAGCCCGGGCAGGAGGCAGCAGGGUCUGCAGACUUUCUACUGCCGUGACCACUGAGUGACCUUAAACCAGUCCCUUCCUCUUUCUAGCUUCUUUUCCUCUUGUAUCGUAAAGUGAGUAAUACCUCCUCUCCUAGCGGUAGAAGAGAGACCCUCCAAGGGAGGUUUCCAGAAAGAGCUGCUUUGGUCAGCGCAGCCCAGCCCCUCUUCACAGGCUGCCCUUGGCUCCCCAGUGACUUCUUACCCAGGGCAUUCCCAGCCCUCGUGUCUUGAACCCCCACCACCAUCACCAUCACCAUGUACCUUUGUGGCCUUACCAUACUCUGCUCUUUACAUAUCUCUUCACAUUCCUUUCCUAGACCUGUGGUGCUGUUUUCCUUCCCUUCUUAGCCCCUCUGAACUCGCCUUGGGGCCUGGGACUGAACUCACCUGGCCACCUGCCUAGUGUGCCUUUCUUAAGCAGUGAUAUUCAGCCUCUGCUAGAAUUAUGUAUUCAGGUCGUAUCUCUCGUCUAGAUUAUGAGUUCCUUGAGAGCAUGGCCGUGUCUUACUCCUUCCAUAGCCCCUACAGUGCCCAGCACAGGGCCUGGCACCGAGUGAGUAUUGUUAGUGUUUGAUGAACAAGGGACUGAAUGAGCUCAUUGACUGCAACUGCUCGCCAUGCAAGGGCAGCUGUGAGGAAUCCAGUCAGCAGCAACUCCACCCAUCUGUGUGUUGCUUUAACAGUUCAUUAAGUACUUUAAAAUCCCGUUUCACCGAUUGACUCUUAAGGAAGAGGAGCCUGGUUCCUUAAGAUGGCCUGAUAUGAAGGCGUCACGCCUCCUGCGUCCCCAAGCCUCCAGAGCUGCCCUGUGGCUGCCUUGUCCUUCAAGUGCAGGAGCCAGUCGAAAUGUCGGGAAUGGAAGCCAGUGUGACCAUCCCGAUCUGGCAAAACAAGCCACAUGGGGCUGCUCGAAGUGUAGUGAGAAGAAUCGGGACCAACCUGCCCCUGAAGCCAUGUCCCCGGGCAUCCUUUGAGACCCUGCCCAACAUCUCUGACCUCUGUCUGAGGGAUGUGCCCCCAGUCCCUACUCUGGCUGACAUCGCCUGGAUUGCUGCAGAUGAAGAGGAGACUUAUGCCCGGGUCAGGAGCGAUACACGCCCCCUGAGGCACACCUGGAAGCCCAGCCCUCUGAUCGUCAUUCAGCGCAAUGCCUCAGUGCCCAACCUCCGCGGGUCAGAGGAGAGGCUCCUGGCCUUGAAGAAGCCGGCCCUGCCGGCCCUCAGCCGCACCACAGAGCUGCAGGAGGAGUUGAGCCACCUGCGCAGCCAGAUUGCUAAAAUAGUGUCAGCUGAUGCAGCUUCGGCUUCAUUAACGCCAGAUUUCUUAUCUCCAGGAAGUUCAAAUGUCUCUUCUCCCUUACCUUGUUUUGGAUCCUCAUUCCACUCUACAACUUCCUUUGUCAUUAGUGACAUCACCGAGGAGACCGAGGUAGAGGUCCCUGAGCUUCCAUCAGUCCCCCUGCUUUGUUCUGCCAGCCCUGAAUGUUGCAAACCAGAACACAAGGCUACCUGCAGCUCGUCUGAAGAAGAUGACUGCGUCUCUCUGUCCAAGGCCAGCAGCUUUGCAGAUAUGAUGGGUAUCCUAAAGGACUUUCACCGGGUGAAGCAGAGCCAAGAUCUGAACCGGAGUUUAUUGAAGGAGGAAGACCCAGCCCUCCUUAUCUCUGAGGUCCUAAGGAGGAAGUUUGCGCUAAAGGAAGAAGAUAUCAGUAGAAAAGGAAACUGAUGGCACUCAGCUCUGCAAACUCAGUCUCAUGCUCCUGGAAUUCUUUCAAUAGCUGCCUUCCUCACUGCAGAUGUUUCUGCCUCUCAAUUAGAAAUCUUCUGCAACAGUCUUGCCGAAAGCUAGAGCUUGGACUAAGAGAAGAGCUGCAUUACAUGUUUUCCGUACUUCAGACCUUAGCAGAAGCUGCCUGUUUUGAGCUGAGACACGUUACAGGUAAUUGUGUAGGUUGGAAUGGCCCAGUUUAAAGGGUGAGAUAGAAGUUUCUGGUUUUUCCUUGCCCCUGUGUGAAAAUAGGUCCUAAAUGAAUGACUGACUUCACUGCACUAGACCCCAUAACUGGUCUCACUGAACACUUUGUGCCCAGCUGUCACUUACUCUCAGCCAGUUCCUUGCAGCAGAGCAUGGCUGAGGGCAGGGGGCUAUGUUUAUGUACAUGUUCACAGGGCAGGGAAAAUCUUAUGCUGCUCCAUCAUGAACUGACACCAGUGCCCAGCAAUCACUCUCUCCCCCUUCCCUGUCCAACACCUACAUGUAGAGAUCGAGCCACUGGACCAGCUGACACUUGGGCUGCUGGGAGGCCUGGGCUGUUUUUUCUUAAAUAUAUUUUGUAAUACUGUACAACCAAAUCUACCCUCCAAGGCCCUGGGCCCUCAUUGGUUCCACUAAUUGAAAGCUCUUUCUCUUCCAUGGACUUUAGUUUAAGCCCAGUAGGAAAGAGAAAUGGAGAUGGGAAAGAGUACCAUCCUUCUUCCAGGCCCUUGACUGCUCCUUUGCAUUGGGCCAAGGUUUGUACCUACCACACCAUGCAUGACUCAGAUGCCCUCAGGUCCCUUUUCUCUACGGUAUGUAUCCUGUGUGUGUUUGGGUUGAAGCGCACUACCUGACAUUAAAGGAAGGAUUUGGAGAGAUAUUGCAUUUGCUGUGUCCAUCUCUGAGUCGUGAUCACCCAGUAUCUCCCACAGGUAUAGAAUUUCUAUUAAUUUUAAGGUAUAUGAACCUCUGUAAACAGGUUCCUGGCUUCCUCUUGCCUUUAGAAGAGAAAGCUUCCCUAGGGAGCUUCUUAUCUCUUUCUUUACAGAGAGAUUUUGGCCUAACCUUUCAAAGCUGGUCCUGUCUUAUAACUUGCAAGCUUGCCCCCCAGAGGCUUAUUUUUAAGCCUCUUAGGUACCACACCUGCAAUGUGGGAAACUGCCACCUAGUGGAUGUCUUGAGUAGAACACAAGUCAAAUUAGACUUGUGUUCA